CGAGGACGAGUCCGACAACUAUUGGACCCCGUCAGGCAACAGCGCUCCCGGGUACCCAUCCCAUUGCCCGCGAGACCCGCCAAGACUGCUCGAAUCCCUCCGCUCGUUCGAAAAUUCGACCAACUCCGCGCCUGUACCGCCCGAGAUCCAGGCUCUGAGGAGACGCACCGUACUCCUGUUCGGGGACUCGAUUGACCGGCUUCAUCUGGAGCACUUUUGUUCCUUCCUUGGGCUGACACCGCGUGUGAUCCGCCCGGGGGACAGGCUCUACCCGCCCUCGCUCACACGGUUGGAACAGCAGCUCGCGGACGCCCGAGGGCGCGAGUUCGGAACAGACCGCUCCAGACCAUGGGCAUGUCAUGUCCCCCGUGCGGACCUGUUGCUCCUAUGGGUAUUCUUCCCAGGCUCAGACGACGGGCGGAGUACGCCCACGCCGCCUGCGAUCCCCGGGCACCUGGCGCCUCCCUCUUCCCCAGCAGAAGGGGACUGGGGCCCGCGCGCCUUCUGGCCAUCUACGAGCGAGCACUUUUACCCCCCUCUCGCGGCUGAAGAACGCUGGGAUAAGCUUGCGAUGCCCCUUCUUACGCGGAUGAAGCGGAGCCGGGUGGACCUAGCUGUGCUUGGGCUAGGCGCGUGGGACCUGGAUCUAGCGAAGAGGCUGGACAACCUUAGUGCUCGUUGGGUCUCCCAGCAGCUGGAUGAAAAUGCGGAUAGAAAUAAGGAGGAACUGAGGUUGACG
Molecule: messenger RNA, 739 nt
Organism: Dacryopinax primogenitus
Lineage: Eukaryota; Fungi; Basidiomycota; Dacrymycetes; Dacrymycetales; Dacrymycetaceae
Exons: 1
Coding region: 349-549 (66 amino acids)
Source: RefSeq, a predicted model, not a curated record